AGUGCGGAAGCAGAGAUGGUCAACUCCAACUAUCAGAACUACAAUCAUGAAAAGAAUAAUUGUGGUACAAAUUCUUCAAGGACGCAAAUCAAAUGGCUUCUAAAUCAGAUGUGAACACGUCUUCCGAUACUUGUAUUUUCUGGAGCAGUGCGUUUGUCAUUUUAAUGAUAUUUCUCUCGAUUUUUUUAUACAUGCAAAGCACUGCUUGUCUAUCAGAACAAACUGCCUACCAGAAUUUUCUCAUUCUUGGUCUUUCAGUGAUCUUUUGCAGUGAUGUGAUUGCAGAUUUACAUGCAACAGCAGAAUGAUCUUUACCUACAUAAGCUUGCUGAGACACCCAAGAGAUACUGAUAGCAACUAGCAGGAAGCUGUGAUCCCAAUCCCCUUCACCAUGGGGAAGAAGAAGGACCGGUCCAUGCCAGGCCCGGGCAAAAGACGAACAGUUCUUCAGAUUGAUGGCCCAGCUGUCAGCACCAAGAAAGGUUAUGCUCCAAGCAGUAGCACUAAUGUCAACGCCCUCAGUGGUUUAAUGGCCAACUAUGGGGACAGCGAUGAAGAACAGGAUUACACGCCCCCAACAUACAGUGACCCCAAGCCAGCCGAGGCCCCGGCAAAACCUAAAACUGCAAUGGAUGCCAAGCUGGCAGACUUUUUAGCAGAAAUUGACGCUAUGGACACCGCUUCCAACAGCCCAGCUGGGGAGACGGAGGAUGGCAAACCGAUGGAAGACGAAUCCAUCGAUGGCAGACCAAUAUCAGGAAGUGAACCCGACCCAACAGAUCCACAAGCCCUGUCAGCAGGUGCGACAGAGACGGAGGCAGGGGUACCCAACCCUGAACUGACAGCUGUUGGGGAAUGGCAAGAGUUGCUGGAUGAGAAUACCAACUGCGUCUAUUACUGGAACAUGUACACGAAUGAAGUGACGUGGGAGAUGCCUCAGGCAUUCAAACUCCAGCAGGAGCAGCUUGCCUCAGCUACCACUGCCCUCCCUACAGCACCGGACAAGAGUGCUGCAGAGGACAAUCAGGACAAUCUCCCAGCGGCAUCUGCUGUUGAAUCAAACGCAAUGGACGUUCAAAACGGCGACAUUGAUGGUGCAGAGAUCCCCAACGGUGUCCCAACGGAGGAUCUUCUCGCAAAGAUGGCCGAUGCCGUCGGCGAAGUCACCAAGGACGAUAUCGAAAAACUUCCUGUGUAUGGAUCAGCGCGGGUGAAAUACCAGCUUGAUCCGGUCCCGGAUGAGCUUAAGAAAGACGAUUUAAAAGAGAAGAACGAUGUCGACGAGGAGGAGGAGUUUGCUCCCAUCCCGAGGAAACGCAAACUUAACUAUGAAUCGAAAUUUACAAAAGGGGAGACCUUACUCCCUGCGACCGUGGACGCAAAAUCUAGCAAAUCAGAUGAUCAUGUCGAGGAACGGAUUGAGAGGGUCAAGGAAGAGAUCGACCACGAAGAGGAAGAGGAUGAGGAGGAUGAUGAGGAGGAUGAUGGAAGAUAUGAUCUUCAUCCGGAGCCAGAGAAGGAGAUCAAGGAGGAGAAGGAGGAGAAAGAUGAACUCUAUGCUGUUGAUAUGUUUGCUGAUGAGAUGGACGACAUUGAUACGCAGCUUGAGAUGGCGCUAGAAAAGAAAAAGGCUGAGUUAAAAGAGUUAGAAGAGGCAGAAGACAAGAAAUCACCAGAGCCUUCAAAGUCUGAGAAAAGCAAGAAACGGAAAACAGAUGCAGCAGAGAUGGCUAGCAUUUAUGAUGAGAGCGGAAGCGUCGAUCUAUCAAGGUUCAAGAAGAAGCGAUUAGAGAACCUUGCAGGAAAGCAGAAGAGCUCUGGAGGAACUCAGGAGACUGGUAUUCAAUGUGACCUUCAGGAUGAAAUCACCCCAGAGGAAAGGGAUAAGGCCAAGGAAAAACAGAAGAAAAGGGAAGAGAAAGAAAAGAAAGAGGAGAUUGUUGAGAUGGUAUCUACCAUGAUGAACAAACUGGAGUUUCUUGGGAUCUCCACCAAAGGCCUUAACAAGUUCCAAGUCAUGCUCAUUGAAAUGGAGACUCGGAUCCAGGAUUGGAGGGAGGGGCUCCUGGAAAGCAAGCAGCUCCUGCAACGCCUGGAGACAUCAGACUGGGAGCUCCAGCGCUACGAGACGGACGCCGCCCCCAAGGGCUGGCUCUGCUCCUGGGACAGGACGCACAAGCAGUACUACUACACCAACAUAUCAACGAACGAGUCACAGUGGGAUUAUCCCGUAGAGGCUGCUGCAGAAGAUGCAAAGGGGGCGGAGUCAACGGUCACGAGGGAGGAGACGAGAAGCGCCUUCAGCAACGCCGCUGACCGGGGGUCCGCCAACGACAACGGGAACAGCGGAGAGGAGUCCAUGGAUGAGGGGAACACUUCUGAUGAAGAGCCUCCCAUCCCGAAACCAGCCGAGAUUCAGCUACCCCCUGCCUUACCCCCAUCACCGACCCCUCCCCAACCCCCUAUGCCCCAAGAGGAAGCAGAGUCACCCCUCCCACCCCCUCCUCUACCAGACGGCCCACCACCACCGCCACCACCAGGAGAGGAACCAGCCCUGCCUCCAUUACCCCCAAGCCCACCACCAUCCACCCCUCCACCAGCACCUCCUCCAGAGGAGGGGGACACCAUCCGACCUCUAACCCCACCCCCGUUCCUCUCCUCGUUCCCGGGCGUGGCCACCAUGACGCAACCCCCUCCCCCACCCCAGACGUCCUCCAGGGACUCGUCAACAGCGGUGAUAGGGAAACCUCAGGUCCUCUACUCGGCGCCUGCAGUGACCAAGGGUGCCUCCACAAUAGCUGCAGCACCGGUAUUGUCUGCACCUGCCACCCAAGCCCCAGCGCCGCCUGUACCACAGCAACCAGCGGCACCUCCUGCUAGAACCAAAAAGAAAAAGAAGAAAGGGAAAGAGGGUAAGUUGGUCAAGAGCAAGCUCCCACACUCCCUCGUCUCCAAGUGGAGCAAGAUCAAGGAAGAGCAGGAGAAAGAGAUGGAGGAGAGCGAGGAAAGCGAAGAGGAGGAUAUCGGAAUCCGCAACCAGAAGAUGAUUCAGGAAUGGAAAAAGGAGCAAUUAGUCAUGGGCAAAGCGAAGUACAAUGCCAACUUCGAGCAAAUCCAAGGAGACUGGAGGGAAAGACUAAAAAGGAAAGCCAAACCGUGAUGCAUCGUAACAAAUGUAAAAUGUGGCCAUUUAGUAUUUUGCCUUUCAAUGAGGUUUAUAGGUGUAUGCAUUCAUCUCAUUUUGACUAUACUGACAGAGUACGAUCCCAUCUUAUCAGUAGUUGCGAUUGAUCGAAUCAGUCCCAACUAUGAAAAUCUAACAAUGUCAUUAUCCAAUGGAAACUGGGGGCACUGAAGCAUUAAUGUUUGUGAUUAAUCGCAAAAUGGAAGAGGCAAAUCAUGCUGCAUCAACCAAUCAAUCUUUUGAAAUUGCUAUUGAUCGCAAAUCAUUGUGUUAUGGACCCAGUUACAGCCUUGCUUUAUUUUUUUGUAGCAAAGAUGUAUAUUUGAAAUAGUGUGUUAUAGAGAGAGAGAUUGAGGCAUGCAGAGCAAAUGUGUGCCCAUUUAGUCAUAAUUACAAGAAUACUGUUACAUAUGUGUAAACUUAAUGCAACAUUUCUGUUUCUAUUUAUGGUAACUCCCGUAGGAACUAUCUAUGUGUACAUAUGGACAACAAUGAAUACAUUUCAAUCUAGUUUGUGUUUUUAAAGGAAUGGGAGAGUUGUGUUGAUUACAUCUGUGAUACUAGAGAAGCUUCCCAGGAGGAUAAUGUCGCCAGCUUUCAUUCAUCUGUUCACAAUAAUGCAUCUGCCAUCGUCCUAUUCCUUGUAGACUGCCUCCACUAUAUUAUUUUUGCUUCUAGCGUCUUGGUCAUUACAAGGUCAUCUCUGAUGACUAUGACUAAACGAUGUCACUAUUCUGAAAUUGUCUUCGCCUCAUGUAACUGAUUCUGAAGGAUUGCUAAGGCAUGACUUGGCUGAUAAAGGUCUAUUUUUUUUUCUAAAUAAGAAAUCAAAAUGAAAAUAGCCAACUAAUAGACCAGUUUGUAGUUACUUCAUGGACAAUUUUGGUCAAAUGACCUUUCAUUUCUUUCAUUAUGAUAGGCAGAUUUCAAAGCAAGAUAUUACGUAAGCUUGCCUUACAUAGCAGGAUGAAGAAAUUGAAUAGACCAGGUGACUAGAGUAGCACACUAAUCAACACUUUAUGAAGGUAUUUGUUGCAUUCCUACUUUGAAUGCAUAUCAUACCAUGUUGCACAAUGUACUUGGCAAACUGUGAAAUACCAGUCGUUCGUGGACGCAUUGUUGUUUUUUGUGGAUGUAAAUGAAAACCACUAUUCAAAAGAAUAUAUGAAUAAUCAAGACAUCAAAGUUGGUGCUUAUCUCAUUAGAUUUUAAACCACCAUGUCACUUUAGUACAAAUUACCUUCUUCUGAUCAUGCGCAGAAUCUUUUGAUCAUGCGCAGAAGGAUCUACGAACUGGCUUAUUCAUAUCAAUUGAAGAGGUACAGUGGACAAUUAUACAGUUCUUCUGUAUUUCGAAUGCUAGCAAUUACCUGAAAUACGGUUAGAAAAAGAAAUCUGUUUUGAAAAAGGGGAUACCUUUCCGAGAGUGGUAUGUUCUGUUCUUGUAUAAAAGACUUUCACCUUGCUAAUGAUUACACACUUUAAAUUGGCAACACAAGCAAAGGAAAACAACAAAAUAUUUUGUAAAUGCAAAUUGGCAAUUUUUUGGUUACAACUUGUCACAAGGAGUCGCCAAUUCGCUGUAAUCAUUCAUACAAAUUGUCACAAAGAGUUGCCAAUUUGCUGUAAUCAUUCAUACAAAUUGUCACAAAGAGUUGCCAAUUUGCUGUAAUCAUUCUUGCACAUACUUUGGUUUUUGUGUAUCAGAAUUUUAAAAUGUGAAAAUAUCCAUAAAGGGAGAUGAUGACUUCACCACAUGUAUGAGGUGAUGUGAGGAUCAUAUCCCAUAUAUAAUUACUUAACAGUUGCUUCAUCAUCCUAUUUUCCUGGGUGAUUUACCACACAUGGGGGCUGUUUCAUGAAGCUGUUCGUAAGUCAAGAGCGACUUUAAGAACAACUGGUGAACCUUUCUUUAUUCGCUUAACCAUCGCCAAUGCAUAUACCAUUUACCACAAGAAAGGAUCACCAGUCGUUCUUAAAGUCGCUCUGAACUUAUGAACAGCUUUAUGAAACGGUCCCCGGGUGGUCAUUUCGUAAGGUAAGAGCGGCUUGAAGAACGACUGGUGAUCCUUUAUUGUGGUAAAUGAUAUUCACUGUUAAAUGUUCUUUGGUGAUUAUUUAGCGCAUAAGAAAGGUUAACUUACGAACAGCUUUAUGAAACACCCGCCUGUUACUUGAUAAGCAAAUGAAUAGUAUCUAAUUCCCCCAUGAACUCUAAGGUAAUAUAUUUUCAUCAUGAUAUGAAAUUUAGUAUCUGUUGCUGCCAUUAGAUAGCCUAUGUUGGGUAUAAUAAUACAGUAUUUGUUUGCCACUGUUGAAAUGUUGAAAUCUUGGCUUGGUGUUCAUGACCAGAUAUUGAUAAUUAAUAUGCCUUAUCAAAAUGUUUACUGUUUUUGUUCUGGAGAUUGGUUGCCUGAUAUAACCUUACACAGCAACAUAUGUUUUUUCCUUCAAAUCUACCUGUGCAUGAUUUGUUACAUUUUGCAUUUUUCAUAUGAAAAAGCUGUAAGGACAUGGUUUUUAUCUGCCUUUUCGAACAUACCCUUGUUAAUUUCUAUUAUUUCAAAGAUUUAAGGUGACGAUAUACAAAACGAUGAAUUCAUGGCAUUCUGUGCAUAUCAUUAUAAACAUUUGGAGCAAUCUCCUACAGUCUGUCUGAUGGGUUGCUGUAUGAAACUUACAAUCGAUUACUAGUCAGUUUUAAGUCCCCAAGGUCCCGUCUUACAAAGAGUUACGGUUGAUCCGAUCAUUCUCAAGAAUAUGGAAAUCCAUCAAUGUCCUAUUUUUUCUUUGGAACUUUGCUCAACGUCCUUUGAAAACAAAGAGAAGCAUACUGAAUUGUCAAGAAAACUGUGAAUGUAUGAAUAUACAUCAUUUCUAGAAAAUAUUUUGAACCAACAUGUAAUUUUCGAUGUUGACUGGCAAUUGAUUGGAUCAAUUGUAAUUCUUUGUAAGACGAUGCCCAGAUCAGUCAUAAGUCUUGAAAUUAAUUGUAAAAUUCCAUUACACCCCUGGUCUACUUCUUGCAUCAAAAACUAUAAAUUGAUUCUGUAUUAGUUGAGAUUGCUAUUGCAAUUGAUUGCAAAUAUUUUCUUACAACUCCCCCUAACUUGUAUGACCCAGUAUGCGAACAGGGAUCAACCGUUUAAAUUUAACAUAUGUAAGGCACCCCUAUGGUGGCUCCCUUUUAGCUAAAAGGAUUUUAUCAUCCAAUCUAAAAUAUUAUUUCUAUUGACAAAGUACAUGUAGAUAAUUAUUUCAGUACAAAAGCCUACUUUUAUUAUGUAGUCACUUUUAUGGACAAGAUCUUUGGCCGGCUUAUCCUAUGGACAAGGAAGGCUACACGGUUAUUAUAAUUGUGCUUUUUCACCAUUAAACAGCAAUGUAAAAAAUGCUAAUGAAAAUUACCGACUGGCCAGCUGGUUGAUGGGCCUUUUAAUUGUGGUGGGGUUCCAUAUAUGAAUAUUCAUCACUCUACAGAGACAGUUGACCAAUCAAAAUGAUGGGUUCAUGUGGCCCCUUUUGCCCAUUGAUAAUGUGAGUCGAGCCGUUAUGAAAGAUGGCUCCUGAUAGGUUCUACCAUAUUGGUAGCAGAUUAGAAUUGUGAUGUAAAAGCCAAAAGGCACUCCACUCGUGCCGCUUCGCAGCUCUCGAGUGUACAUGUAGUAUUGCUGCAUCAGACCCUUUUCACUACACAACCGGAGGCUCUGACAAAAAAGCCCAGGGCCCGUUAUAAGUUCGUGCAUACAUGUAUUUCGUAUUUCAUGUGAGUUGCUACUUAUUUACUGCUCGUAGUUGGUCAUGCAUGUUUUCUCUUUAAAUAGUGUUUGUACUCCCUUGAGAGUGGAGAAUGUGCAGAUAAAUUGGACAUAAAGUUGAUGAUAGUUGGGACAUCAAAGUUGUCUGAUUUACUGUAUUGUGAUCUCCGCCAUGCCCUUCAAGAGAUUUCAAGAGUUUGCGAAAUGUAACACUGUAAGAAGUGGCAAAAACAUGAAAUAAAAUGAAAUGCCCAAUCCUAUGUAAAUUUUGUAGAAAUUGUGGUUAGAAAACCACAUUGAUGAACCGAGCAGUGGGUUAUGAAUGUACAUGUAUUGUUUUUGAUAUUCAAGUAACGGUAUUAAAAAAUCUUGAAUAGA
Molecule: messenger RNA, 7320 nt
Organism: Lytechinus pictus (painted urchin)
Lineage: Eukaryota; Metazoa; Echinodermata; Echinoidea; Temnopleuroida; Toxopneustidae
Product: formin-binding protein 4-like
Exons: 14
Coding region: 392-3160 (922 amino acids)
Molecular function (GO): protein binding
Source: RefSeq, a predicted model, not a curated record